AUGGGACUGGAUUACACAGGAGUUAUCAACAUCCGAAUCAAAGGAACAAAGGAGGUAGCUCAAGCAUACAUCCUUUUGAUGACAUGUGGUUUUUCGAGAGCUCUACAUCUUGAAGUAGUACAAGACAUGUCGACCGAAUCAUUUCUAAAAGCCUUUCGUCGCUAUACUGGCCACCAUCGACUUCCGCGCCUUAUCAUUUCAGAUAACGCGUCAACUUUCAUCACUGCAAGUGGCUAUCUAACCAAACUCUUUAACGACCAUCAAGUAACAAGAUUUCUGAACGACCGCAACAUUCAGUGGAAAUUUAUUCCAAAGAGAGUCCCGUGGUACGGAGGCUUUUGGGAAAGGUUGGUUGCAAUGGCAAAAAAUGUACUAACUAAAAUGGUGGGCCUAAACAAGCUAACACUAGAAGAACUUCAGACGGUAGUUUGCGAAAUUGAAGCGGUGCUCAACGAUCGAAAGCUGACAAACAUUCCGUCGGAAAUCGAUGGAUUGACUCCCCUUACACCCUCGCAUCUUCUUUAUGGUGAACGGCUCACUAUCUUUCCACAAGACAUCGCUAUGGAGGAAGAAUUGGAUGACCCCAGUUACGGAGAACGGGCUUCCUUCUUGUCCAAAUCCUACUUCAGGAUUCAGAACGUAAAAAAAUCCUUCGUCCGGAUGUGGAACAACGUCUAUCUACCGUCACUCCGCGAACAUCAUCAAAGAACCCGCGGACCGAUUAAAGAAAUCAUCAAAGUUGGAGAUAUUGUUCAAAUCCACAACGAGUGCAAAAGAUACAGCUGGAAAUUAGCAGUCGUUGAAAAUGUCAUCAGGGGUGCAGAUGGAAAAGUACGCGCAGCAGAUGUCAGGACAGCCAACGGCAAAACCAACAGGCCAAUCAACAAGCUGUACCCCCUAGAACUAUCGGAAGAAGAAGAACCUGUUGUCCCAUCAAGCUUAGCUAAGGAGUCCAUAAUCUCAUCUAACUCAACAACAGACGACGAAAGACCAGCACCGGCAGUAUGGAGACCAGCUCGGCGAGCAGCAGCAAAAAGGGCAGAUUGUCUUAUUUUUUCCAUUGCCCAGCUAGAAUCCAUCAACGAGUUUGAAGAAUGA
Messenger RNA from Daphnia magna, 1098 nucleotides. RefSeq lists its product as uncharacterized. Gene Ontology annotation, molecular function: nucleic acid binding. The coding region runs from base 1 to 1098 and encodes 365 amino acids. The record is from RefSeq and is a predicted model, not a curated record. The transcript has a single exon. Gene Ontology annotation, biological process: DNA integration. NCBI's taxonomy places the organism in Eukaryota, Metazoa, Arthropoda, Branchiopoda, Diplostraca, Daphniidae.